Callorhinchus milii (elephant shark) is the source of this 1570-nucleotide messenger RNA. RefSeq names its product ras homolog family member A (gene rhoa). Gene Ontology annotation, molecular function: GTPase activity; GTP binding. The transcript has 5 exons. The record is from RefSeq and is a predicted model, not a curated record. NCBI's taxonomy places the organism in Eukaryota, Metazoa, Chordata, Chondrichthyes, Chimaeriformes, Callorhinchidae. The coding region runs from base 10 to 591 and encodes 193 amino acids. Gene Ontology annotation, biological process: small GTPase-mediated signal transduction.
CCUGUGGUGAUGGCAGCCAUACGAAAGAAACUGGUUAUAGUUGGUGAUGGUGCCUGUGGAAAGACGUGUCUACUAAUCGUCUUCAGUAAAGAUCAAUUCCCUGAGGUCUACGUUCCAACAGUUUUCGAAAAUUAUGUAGCUGAUAUUGAAGUGGAUGGAAAACAGGUUGAGUUGGCUCUUUGGGACACAGCAGGGCAAGAAGAUUAUGAUCGACUUAGGCCUCUCUCCUACCCUGAUACAGAUGUCAUUCUAAUGUGUUUUUCUAUUGAUAGUCCUGACAGUUUAGAAAAUAUCCCAGAGAAGUGGACUCCAGAGGUGAAACACUUUUGCCCUAACGUGCCUAUCAUACUCGUUGGAAACAAAAAGGACCUGAGAAAUGAUGAGCACACACGAAGGGAACUGGCAAAAAUGAAGCAGGAGCCUGUGAGACAUGAAGAAGGCAGAGAGAUGGUCGGCAGGAUUAGUGCAUAUGGCUACAUGGAAUGCUCGGCAAAAACUAAAGAUGGCGUGAGAGAAGUUUUCGAAAUGGCUACAAAGGCUGCCUUGCAAGCAAAGAAGUGCAGGAAAAAGCAUUUUUGUCUUAUGCUAUAAUGCAAGCCAAGUGCACCCUACCACACACUUCUUGUCAGUCCCUUGAUUUAAAAAAAUCUUGAAUUGAUGUUUAUUAAACUUAGUAUGAAUAGUGUCUUGAUUAUACUGGCCUUUCAUUUAUCUGUAAUACUGUUCAAGCGAUCCAGCUUGCAGCCAGUAUUUAAAAGCCAACCAAGGUUUUUCUAGUUCAGUGCUAUACAGAUGUCUUGGCUAUGGUUGAUUUCAGUAUGCACAUGUACAUCUAAAUUUACAUUUCUGCAACAUUUUUGAUCUGUAUACUUCACAUCAACAGAUGCAGCCUUACUGGCAGAGAGAAAGCACCAAACCUCUCGUCAGCAUGUAUUCCUUGACAUAAAACCAAACUAAAGUCAAUUUGCCACCAUUGUUUGUAGAUGUAGCUUAAUUCAACUUUUGUACAAUUGGAUUUGGAUUUCUUAACGCUAAUACUGUAGUCUCAACGAAAAUUUUUAAGUGUAUUGGAAAAUAAAUGAGUUGAAUUCAUUUGUAUAAAAGCUUGGUAACUUUCUCAAAUGGAUAACUGUUAAUGUAAACCAAAUCAAGCUCUAACAUACUUAUGUAUAACGUUAAGAGAUUUAAUUCGGGAGGGAGGGAGGAUUUGGGGGGCGGGGGGGGAGAAGGGGGCAGGAGUUCGGUCUUGAUUCCAGGACAUGGUUUAUAUAAAAAAAGGCCUUGCUAAUUGAACCUAAGUGGCUGCUCAGCUUGCUAUAGGAAAGCUGGGCAUCUGCUUAAUAGACAAAUUAGCAUGGUCACAGCACCAUGCAUUCAAUGCCUUCUAUUUAUCAUAUGUCAGUAUAUGUAAUGCCUGCCUUUGUUUUUGUUUAUAACAUUGGAGAUAUAUUUGUGGAGGUUCUGAAUGUCCCUCACUCGCAGCCUACUAAGUGUGUUUUUAUUUUUUUUUGGCUGUAUCAGUAAAUUGUUACCAGCAAUACUAAUAGCAGAAUAAAAGCCAGUUUUUUAA